AUGCCGCGGAGCCACGCCGCUGAAGAGACCCACAGCAGCACCGGGCUCUGGCGAAAAAGCUCCGGGGACCGUCGAGACUUCCCGCUCAAAGAUGUGGAGUCCGGACGGAAGAUCAUGAACAACACGGCGCGUGUGGGGGACUGCGCGCCCCCCGGAGCGACAGGUGUGGGGGACAGAAAGCAGGGCGCCCGGCUCAGUCUGCUGGGGAAACCUCUCACCUACAGCGCGCAGAGCGGCCGGAGGAACGCGCGCUACCGGCGCCUCCAGAAUUACCUCUACAACGUGUUGGAAAGACCGCGGGAGUGGGCCUUUAUCUACCACGCGUUUGUGUUCAUCCUCGUUUUUGGAUGUCUGGUGCUGUCUGUGUUUUCCACCAUCCCGGCGCAUCAGGAGUUCUCCUCUCACUGCCUGCUUAUCCUGGAGUUUGUGAUGAUUGUGGUCUUCGGUCUGGAGUACAUCAUCAGGAUAUGGAGCGCCGGCUGUUGCUGCCGCUACAGAGGUUGGCAGGGACGACUGCGAUUCGCCCGGAAGCCAUUCUGUGUCAUAGACAUCAUCGUGCUCAUCGCUUCCGUCGCCGUGGUUUCAGCUGGUAGUCAGGGAAACAUCUUCGCCACCUCAGCUCUGCGCAGCCUCCGAUUCCUGCAGAUCCUUCGAAUGGUGCGCAUGGACAGAAGGGGAGGGACCUGGAAGCUGCUGGGGUCUGUGGUGUACGCACAUAGUAAGGAGUUGGUGACGGCGUGGUACAUUGGAUUUCUGGUGCUGAUUUUCUCCUCGUUUUUGGUCUAUUUGGUGGAAAAAGAGUUCAACAAAGAGUUUGCCACGUACGCUGAUGCUCUGUGGUGGGGCACGAUCACCUUGACAACCAUUGGCUACGGCGAUAAGACUCCUCAGACGUGGACAGGCCGCCUGCUAUCAGCCGGUUUCGCUUUGUUGGGGAUCUCUUUCUUCGCCCUGCCAGCUGGCAUCCUCGGCUCAGGUUUUGCCCUGAAGGUGCAGGAACAACACCGACAGAAGCAUUUUGAAAAGAGGAGGAACCCAGCUGCUAGUCUGAUCCAGUGUGUCUGGCGUAGUUAUGCUGCUGAUGAGAACUCGGUUUCCAUUGCUACCUGGAAGCCUCAUUUGAAGGCAUUGCAUACCUGCAGCCCCAUCAAGAAAGAGCAGGGAGAGGCUGCCUACAGUCAGAAGUUGAGUUUCAAGGAGCGUGUGCGCAUGGCGAGUCCACGUGGUCAAAGUAUGAAGAGCCGGCAGAUGUCCGUGAAUGACCGCCAGCGCUGUUCCCCCGGUAACGACGUGGGGGGCGGGGCCGAGCUGAUGGGUGGAAGUCCGGCUAAAGUCCAAAAGAGCUGGAGCUUCAACGACCGCACCCGAUUCAGGCCAUCGCUAAGACUCAAGAGCCAGAUACGGACUGCGGUACCUGACGUGGACCCUGGGAUGACCACAGAGGACUCUUUGGACGAGAGAGGCUGCCAUUGUGACGUCACGGUGGAGGAUCUGUCUGCUCCUCUCAAGGCUGUCAUCAGGGCCGUCAGGAUCAUGAAGUUUCACGUUGCAAAGAAGAAGUUUAAAGAAACACUGCGCCCGUACGAUGUGAAGGACGUCAUCGAGCAGUACUCCGCGGGACAUUUGGACAUGCUCUGUCGGAUCAAGAGCCUUCAGACAAGGGUGGACCAAAUCUUGGGAAAAGGACAGAUUUCUGCAGACAAGAAACUAAGAGAAAAACUACAUCAAGAUGGAGACUCGAUGGAGGGCUUGAGCAUGCUGGGACGAGUGUGUAAGGUGGAGAGGCAGGUCAGCUCUAUCGAGUCAAAGUUGGAUUCUCUGCUGGAUGUUUAUCGCCAGGUCCUACAGAAAGGCCCCUCUGCGCUCUCGUCUUUGCCCCUGUUUGAACUGGACAACCACCAAAACCAUAACUCAGACUACCGCUCCUCCCCACACGGACGCGACCUGGGUGGGGGCGGUAGAGAGGGAUGUGAUGGCGUCCGCCGCUCCCAUGGAUCUAACCCCAGGGGCUUGAGACUGAUUUUAGCACCGGCCGAUGAUGAUGUCCCACCAGACUCUGCCCCUCCCUCGUACCCUCCGUCUACUGCUUCCCUGUCUCCAUCUCCACUCCUGCCCCCAGAGAGCCCCUAUCCUACACUGCUAACGCCCAAUGUUUCCUCAAAAAGAUCCCACUUUCCUGACCUGCCGCCGUUGCCCCCCUCCUCGGGACCCUUCACCCUCCAGCUGCCCCCGGUGCUGCACCCCUCCCACUUGCAAUGCCCCUCGGACUCUGUCCCAGAUGAUUUAGAGGCAGAGGAGGGCCGCUUGGGACCUUCUGUAAUAAUUAGGUCUAGCCUGGAUGUGGAUCAGGAGGGUAGUGAGGCAUCCCAAGAAGGGGUUGAGUUGAGGCGUAAACCUGGGUUCAAGGGUGAAAGUGUGUGGAGGAGGCACAUGAGUUUGGAAAUCAACCCCUUACUGCUGCUCUCCUCCAGCCCAGACCGGAGAGCGUCAGACUGGAGAAGUGGUCUGGGGAAGUCCCUGUCUGUGCAUAACCUGAGCCAGGGGCAGAGAGACUGUGGCUUGUCCUCCAGACUCAACAACAGCAGCAGCAGCAGCAGUGAACAGGGCCCUGGAGAGAGCAACUGGGACGACACAGACCUAUUUAUCAGUGAAUGUAAACUGGCUCCUCGUGAAGGACAUUUUAACUUCCUGUCUCCGGCUCCUGAGGGCAGCCGCUCAGAGCCGAGUGUGGAGGGCCUGGCUCCUCACAGCACCUCAGACUUUCUUAGUCAGUCCCCGCACACAGACAAGGCAUAACCACUGACAGGACACUUUUAAACAGUGGUGUAGAACAAAUAUCUCACAAAUGAACAGUUACAUUCAGCAUCUGAUGUUUUAUAUUUUCUUUUAGCUUUGAUAUCUGUACAUAACUUAUUUCAUAAACAAUUCAUUUUAAUACUGUUGUGCUGUAUUAAUAUUGAGCAAAACUGCUACAGAUUUUCACAUUGCCCAAACAAAAAUUAUAUCUAAUACACUAUAUAUCCAUGAGAGAAACCUUUCUGUGUCCAACUUGGUUCCUGACCCUCAAGUUGAGAAGCAAAACUUCAGUUUGAGUUACUGCAUUAGGCUAUAAAGACUUACUAAAGGCCCUAUAGAUGUUUCUUACAAAGGGCCUUUGCUAUUUAUUUUAAUACAAUUAACAACAUUUAACGUGAUCUUAUGUCCACUUAAGCAAUUUACUGAUUGAAAGUAGGUAUUUAUUUAACUUAGCCCUUCUAUUGACAAUCCCUUAUUUUUCAGGGUUUUGGGUGCUCCAUUUGUCUAAUUUAAAGAGUUGCUGCUACUCCUCUAAACCAGCUGGUUCUCAACCUUUUCAGUUGCAACCAUAAACUAUAUCUAUAACCAGUCAAUUGACAUAUGCAACCCCCCAAAAUAAAUGCCUAAUUUCUCAUCUUUUAUUUUCAGGACAUAGGCUACUAGACAUAUAUAAAUUAAAGUGGUACACCAUUGAACAGAAAUCUACAUUUGAGCCCUUAUUUUAGACUAUUGCAUUUCAAUUUUUCAAUAUUUCCCCAUAUCAUCUUUUGUGCUCCAAGGUUGAGAACGACUGCUCAGUAGUGCAGUUGUGGCCUAUUAUAUAUUUCAUAUGUGAAUCUAAAAUACAGAGCAGAACAGUCAGCAUUGUUUUUCCAAAAUUUCAAUGCGUAGCUCAACUAAUAAAAUCUUUUUAUGAUAUUUGAUGGUCCAGUUCUAUGUUCUCACAGCAGUCUUAAUUGGUAGCAUAGCUGGCAUUUAAAUUAACUUGAAUUAACAAAAAUAUUAGUAGUCCUAUUUAGCAAAAUAGAGAUGUCAAUAUAGGCUUAAGUUAUAAAAACUACCCUAUGUCUUUGUGAAAAAGGCUGAUCCUGAAAAUGUGAAAAUAGUUUUCUAGGCCAAAACAAAGACAAAGAAAAACAGGCCAUUCAAAACUCCGUAAGUUCAGUCUGGGCCAUUGUCUGGUCAACUCUAGGCCUAUUUUGAAGUGUACUUUUUAUUAUUUCCAGGGCUUCAGGUUCCAGGCCUAUGGGUUCAGGUCACUGACUUUGGCACGAGCUCCACGGGUCAGUGACGUCACUACACGAACAGCCUUAAUGUACAUUUUUAUUUGAAAUUCAUCCUAAGUUAUUAAAUUGCACGUUAUGUUUGGAAUGACAAAAUGUAAAUUAGUUUUUAAAAAAAGGCCUACUUUAAUAAAG
Molecule: messenger RNA, 4214 nt
Organism: Periophthalmus magnuspinnatus
Lineage: Eukaryota; Metazoa; Chordata; Actinopteri; Gobiiformes; Gobiidae
Product: potassium voltage-gated channel subfamily KQT member 5-like
Exons: 14
Coding region: 1-2796 (931 amino acids)
Biological process (GO): transmembrane transport; potassium ion transport
Cellular component (GO): membrane
Molecular function (GO): voltage-gated potassium channel activity
Source: RefSeq, a predicted model, not a curated record